CUCCAGUGUGCAUUUCUACAUAAAAACACAGACCCUGCCAGCUCCCUCAAUCAGAAACACAGGGAGGAAGGAAACAAAACAGUCUUCUGUGGCUUAACGUCCUAGCUGAAAGGCAAAGGCAUAAAACAAAAGCAGCAAACUAAAGCACCAACGCCUGACUCAGUGAACAUUUCAUGCAGUUUAUUGUUUAGUUCUUUAUUUUUGUUCCUCUGUUUUUUUGGACAAGGGGAGUAACUCUUAUCCUCGUAGCCUUGAUGGCUUUGCCUGACACCACACGAGGAUUGCCUAAUGGGGGAGGUGGUGGAGGUGGCUGCACUGGAGGUAAAGCCUUGGAACCGUUGUUUCCUGAGAUUGUGGAGCUAAAUGUUGGCGGACAGGUGUAUGUGACCCGUCACACUACUCUUAUAUCAGUUCCAGAUUCUCUUCUGUGGCGUAUGUUUUCCCAACAGAAACCAGUGGAACUGGCACGGGACAGUAAGGGACGUUUCUUUCUUGACCGUGAUGGUUUCUUAUUUCGCUAUGUGUUGGAUUACCUGCGAGAUCUACAGCUUGUACUGCCAGACUACUUUCCAGAGAGAAGUCGGCUACAAAGAGAAGCUGAGCACUUUCAAUUGCCUGAACUAGUAAAGCGCCUGAAUCCUCUUCGUGUCAGUAAAGAAAGCUCGAUUGGUGGAGAAGAACCUCCUUUGCUCCUUACCCCUGCAGCCAAUCAGGAUUCUGACUUAGAUACAGCCAUCAUUCCAUCAUCUUCACCAGCAGCUGGAGUGCCCUCUCCAACUUUAGAUCCAUAUCGCUUCAAUGCCUCUUCUUCUUGCAGUCCAGCCUCAGUCCCACGUCUGACUCCAUCACAAUCUCUGGAGGGUAAAAGAUCUGGUUAUAUAACAGUUGGCUAUCGAGGUUCCUACACCAUAGGACGUGAGGCACAGGCUGAUGCCAAGUUCCGAAGGGUUGCCCGUAUCACUGUCUGUGGCAAAACCUCCCUAGCCAAAGAAGUUUUUGGAGAGACCUUGAAUGAAAGCAGAGAUCCUGACAGGCCUCCUGAGCGCUACACAUCUAGAUACUACCUCAAGUUUAACUUUCUGGAACAAGCCUUUGACAAGCUAUCUGAAGCUGGCUUCCAUAUGGUGGCAUGUAGUUCCACUGGAACAUGCGCUUUUGCCAGUAAUGAUCAGAGUGAGGACAAAGUCUGGACCAGCUAUACUGAGUAUGUUUUUUGCAGGGACUGAAGUGAGGCCAUAUGUAGAAAAAUGCAAUGAAAAUUCAAGAAUUAACUAUUGUCAAUAUUUUACCUUCUCAUUUCCCAAUUAAAAAAAAAAAGCAAAAACAUUUUCAUCUUAAGGAUAAAAUUACACUUAAAGUGUAAGUGGGGCUAGUGGAUCAGUUCCAUCUUUUGACACAACUAUAAUCUUAUAAGAAACUAUAUCCUGAAUAGCAGUGCACCUACAAAACUAAAGUUCAUUGAGUCAUACGAACUUCUGCUUUAGAUUGUUUAGUAAUCUCUUGCGUUACAAUCUGCCAUCUUGCAAAACAUAACUGACAAUCUUUCAUGAACUGCUCAAGAGGGUCGAUAGAAAAGCAUUAGAAGCCUCCUUCACGCUGGAAUGUGUCUGUAUGAGACUUGCCUAUUCACCCUGAGCAGCUUCAAAAUUUGCCGUGGUUGUGGAAAUCUUCAAAAUAUCAAAGACUAUUAUUUUCUUUUUUCCCCCAAAGUGUUUAAAAUGACUGAUGUGCAGGCUGCUAUAAGCAGAAAUGAAGAUAAGUAUCACCCAUUGCAGCAUAACGUAAAACUAACCAUAUGCUCAUUCUUUCAAUAUGGAGAAAAAUCCUGAGUUAUUGUUAACUGCAGUUUAUCCGUCUUCAUUCCUAAACUCAGCUAUAAACACCUUGCGAAAGCUCUCUUUAGUUAUUAUGUUGGGGGGAUAAAAAAAAUCUCUUUCAUAUAGGAAAAAUGUACACUAAUAGAUGAGAUUGUGUUAUUCAGUUUCAAAACUGUUUUAAUUUUACAUUAUAUUCCAUAUCUUGCAUAAACUGGUAAGACAAAAGUACAUGAGUACUUUUUAGCAACCACCUAAUGUAAAUCAUAAAAAAAGGAAAGAAUAUUGUGCUUUUAUAUUAAAUGUCAUAUUUUUCUUAUUUGAAAUGUAUAAAUAUAUAUCUAUAUAUAAAUUCAGAACAUUUUAAUUGUACCUAUCCUCAUUCUGUUAUGAGUGACAAAGUGUAGAGGCAAAUUUAGGAAUAUGCAUUUAUUUUUCUGGGAUAAGAUAAAGCUUUUUGCAAUAAACUGUCAUAGCGGGCAUCGUUUCAUACAUAGUCUAGCCUUCCGUAGAGAGCUGAUGAAAUAUAAAUUACUUUUGUCACUGUUCAUUUUGAAAAGUUAAUUGAAGCAUAGUAAGGGCUUAUUAGCAGACUGGCUGUAGAUCAGUUGAAGUAGAUAGGAUUGCUAAAUACACACAUUUUUAAUAAUGAACGAUAAGAAUACCUUCUUCUGGUUCUAUAUUUGUUAUGCCCCAUUCGUUGGCAUAGAGCUGAAAGUCGACUAAUGAAGGUGAUUCAAUGCAUACAGUCUUCUCGGUCUUGUCACAAUUGAACUUACCUAGCAAAGCAUUUCCAUUCCAAAAUGUGGAGAACAAGUCUGUGAGUUUCCAUAGAGAUUUCUUGUUAUUUAGCAGUUUGCCCCAAAAUUUCACCUUUUUUAAAAUUAUCAGUGUGGCCUAUAUUUCUAAGUGUAAUAGCGCUAAGUGUAAUAUUUCUAAGUGUAAUCUCUGAUACACAAUAAUGAUGUCAGGUAGAAUAUCAGAAGAGUUUAACUAUGUAAUAGAAGAUAUAGAAAUGAAUAUAACAUAAUACACAGGGCUGAUUUUCUGGUCUGUGUCCUUAAAAGGCUAGUGUAUAAAGGUACCAAGGGGCUCUCUUUAAUCUUCUAAUUAGGGUAGGGUCCUAAUUUCUUGCCAGGGUAGUGAAAAUCACCCAGCUAAGUCCUCUUGCCACUGAUUUCUGAUGUCUUUUAAACAUUUUAGCACCAAUUGUAUACCCAUUAAAACAAAAUAGAGGGCUUUAGGCCACCUUUCAACAUUCCUAGAUAGAUCUAUAUUUCUAUUACACUAAGGGUGGACAAAGGGUCUAUUCUCUGCUGUUGCACAGUUUGAACUCCUGUGACACUUUGUAAGCCUUAAGCACCAUAGCACUCAUAGCUCUGCUACAAUUGGAGAUCUACAAUUUUACAUUCCCUACAUUACACCAUAUAACUCCAUUGGGGUGUAAUAUUGAUCGGCUUUCAAAAAUGAGUUCGUCUUUAAAUGUCUCCUCUGCAGUUCAUCACACAUUAGUGGAACUCACAUUCCUAUAGUUCAUUGGAUUAUAUGAUAUAACCCGUCACUCACACAUAUAUGUAAUUAGGCAUAUAGCAUGUAUGAAAAGCAGUACUAAAUAAAGACUAUGAACUGAAACUAUGUUUUAGAACAAUUCAGGCAAACAUGACUUUACCAAAGACUGCCAUACUAUUGAGUUAAUUUAAGUAUAUAUAUUGUUUUCGUAAUAAAACAGACACAAAUAUUUUGUUUUCUAAAAAAAAAAGAACAGCACAGUUGUGGGGAUAAUAAUCUCUCCUUGCUUUACUCUGUAUUUUGUUAUUCUGUUUUUCCAACUGAUGUAUGUUUAUAUUUCACAAUACUGUUUUCUGUUUUAAUGUUAAUCAUCAUUAUUUGAUGUAAGCAAUAUUAUUUAAUAAAAGCAUUAAUAAACAUGACGUUUAGCACAGUUACACAGCAUCGACUAAAAAUUAAUUUUGGUGAGCUGAAUACUGAGUUGUGAAAUGAUUUUAUAUCCAUCACUAAACAGCUUACUGCUUAGGAAAUCCAUCCCUAGUUGACUCUUUUUGAAAGGAAACCAAGCCAAAUAUCAUCUGCAGAAUUAUUAGAGAUUUGUGUCUUUUGCUGAUAUCAACACACUAUUAAAUCUUUAAUUUUUCAGCGUUACCGGUUUUUUUUGUGCUGUGCUGAUAGAUUCAUUUAGCUCAGGGUGUUGAAUCCCCCCCUCUCAUUUUUUUAACCACCUCCUCUGAUUCUCUUCGAAUCGUAGGUUGUCAGGGCACUGUUGGUGUUUUUUGUUUAAAAUCUUCUGGGAGAACUAGAGUGUGACACCAAUGCAUUGUCUCUGUCAGCAUCAGGUGGCUACACUAUCGACGUAAAGCAUUAUCCUGCAUCUGUGUGUGGUCUAUGUUGUUUAAAAUGUAUUGAUAAGGAUAGUUGUCAGCCACUUAAUCAAUAAAAAAUAAGACACCAGAGCUAUUCAUAGAAGGGGAAUUAUGGGAUGAAAUUUCCUCUAUUUUCAACGCAUAUAAAGAUAAUGCCAAAGUUCCAAGCCAAGUCACUGCUUUGUGGGUGUGCUAGCAGUGAUAAGUAGUGUAAUCCCCAAACAAGCAGUUAUUCUACUCGUCUCUAAAUGAGCGGUAAUGCUAUUUAAUUACAUUAGGGUGUACGUUUGAGAAAAUUACUAUCUACAUUUCUCUGAAUAAUAAGUAAAAAAAAAUUAGGUACAAAAUACAAAUUGAUAACCAUGGCACACACUUAUUCAUAUCACAGCUGCUAUCAGUUUAGCAUAGCCGAAGGUCUUGUUCAUUGUUUUGUGCCCCUCUUAGUCUGUGGCUAAACAUACUCUUUGAGAUGAGAAAAAGCUCAACUUAAGUUUUGCAUGCAGUGUAUAGUGCUGGCAAAACUCGGAUAAUAUUUACAUGGGACUAUUGCUACAGAUUGGCUGAUUGACAGAAGCUAGAGUUACAUCCUUAAUAUAUAUGCAAACAUCUUAGAAUUGACAGCAUUACAAGAUGAAGCAAGCCAAACUGGCUGUAGUGCUCUCCUUUAAAAUGACACAAUAGGCAUCCAGACCACUUCAGCUCAUUGGAGUGGUCUGGGUGCAGUGUCCAUGUCCCGUUAGUCCUGUAAUGUAAAACAUUGCAGUUUUAGAAAAACUGCAAUGUUUUUACUGCAGCACUAAGACAAUCUUUAGUGGCAGUCUCUUCCAGACAUUCUUUACCAGACAGCCACUAAAGGCGCUUCUGGGAUUUGACUGGACUUUUGGUCCACUAACUGAUGCUAGAUGUCCUGACGCUGUGCAUGAGAACAUCCAGUGUCAGUAAAUCCCCAUAGGAAAGCAUGCGCAUUAGCCUACCCUUCCAUCCGGUGAUGUAAUCAGAGGAGGCAGUGUACCAACCCAGCGCAGUGGGACUUUGGUGCUAGAAUCAGGUAAGUGAUUAAAGCGUUUUUGGAUCUUUAUUGGUUGGGAAGGGGGAGGGGGAAGGGGGAGGAGAGCCUGAUGGCUCUAUAGUGUUAGGAAUACAGAUUUGUAUUCCUAACACUAUAGAUUCCUUUUAACUGCAAUUCCCAUGAUCAUCAUGCACAUGAAAACCUUCUGGCAGCAUUCCCCUCCAUGAGAGAAGUGACUGCAGGGCAUAGAAGGAAGGCAAGGCUAUAGUACUGGCAUCCUUUCGAGAAGGACUAGAUCAGCGAAGGCCAACAUGUAUUCUAUCAGCUGUAGUAGAACUGCAAUGUCUGUGAUGCAUUGCUAAACUAAAAGAAUUAGAGUUGUAAUUCUACAUCAGCUAAGGUUAUUUAUUUCUUCAAAGGUUAUUUUGCCUUUAUUCUACAAAAUGAAAAAAUAAAUAAAAAAAAUCAGUGUAUAUUUUUAACAUAUGUGCAUUUUACAGAAAUCCUUUUUUUUUAAAACAUAGAACAGUGCUCUGAGGUUGUACAUAUUUCCACAAACACAGAUGCACACAUAAAUACACAAGCACAACUUAUGUUUCAUCAUUGUCACCGACUCUAUCACUCUCAUAUGGUGAUAUCCAGUUUUUCAAAAAUAUACAACUGAGCAGUAUACGACAAAUAAUUUUAUUCUUUGUGUGCUUACCAAUAAAUACUAAAUAUCAAUGUUCUGUUAGCAUAUAAAGAAUUAAAAUGCCUGAUCACAUAGUUGGAUUGUAUAACAUUUGCAAGAAUGAAGUUAAUAAAAAUACACAUCACGA
Molecule: messenger RNA, 6019 nt
Organism: Pelobates cultripes (western spadefoot toad)
Lineage: Eukaryota; Metazoa; Chordata; Amphibia; Anura; Pelobatidae
Source: the annotation of a GenBank genome assembly